AUGUUCGCCUUCGUCGCACUCGCCUUCACCCUGCUCGUGACCGUCGCCUCGGCGUCGACGCUGCCAAAGCGCCAGGCGGGGACGCAGGUCUGGCAGAGCCCGUUCACGGGCACGAUCACGGCCCCAGCCGCGGACACAGCGGUCGAGCCCGGGACGCCGUUCGCGUUCGCGUAUACGCGGAACAACUGGUGCCAGUCCUCGUACUCGCCGUUCACGGUGUACGCCACACAGGGCGAGGCGCCGCCCUCGUUCGCGAACGUCACCACGGACGGGCGGCUCGCGGAGGGCACGUACGUGCAGGAGAUGGGCACGUUUGUGGUCUCCAACUUUGGAUUGCCGCUGAACGGAGGGAUCGCGCCGCCGUCGACGAUGACGGUUACCGCGGCGCCUACGGAGGGACAACAAACCUACGUCGUUGUUUUGCAAGAGUAUGACUCUUGUCCUGGCGGUAUCGCGAAGGAGUUCAGUCUGACAUCUGUUCCCAUCGCUCUAAGCGAUGCAUAA
Molecule: messenger RNA, 504 nt
Organism: Epithele typhae
Lineage: Eukaryota; Fungi; Basidiomycota; Agaricomycetes; Polyporales; Epitheliaceae
Exons: 3
Coding region: 1-504 (167 amino acids)
Source: RefSeq, a predicted model, not a curated record